This is a messenger RNA of Mangifera indica (mango), 1783 nucleotides long. RefSeq names its product transcription termination factor MTERF15, mitochondrial-like. The record is from RefSeq and is a predicted model, not a curated record. Gene Ontology annotation, cellular component: chloroplast. NCBI's taxonomy places the organism in Eukaryota, Viridiplantae, Streptophyta, Magnoliopsida, Sapindales, Anacardiaceae. The coding region runs from base 311 to 1531 and encodes 406 amino acids. Gene Ontology annotation, biological process: chloroplast organization; regulation of DNA-templated transcription. The transcript has 2 exons. Gene Ontology annotation, molecular function: double-stranded DNA binding.
GUUUGAAAGGGUUAGUUUAGACGAGGGGAACGCAAGAGGAGAAUUUGAAAAAUUAAAACCAUAAACGCAGUUGAUCAGAAUCUGAGUUGCAAUCCAACGAGCUAUUCAGUUCAACUUCGAGCUGAAUACUGGAAUUAUUUCGAAUAUUUUCUUGGUGAUAUAGCACGAGUUUGUCAUAAUCAUUUGCUCCUAACACCAGUUGGCGGAAGUGUCUUCUUCUUCUCUUCUACUCUUCAAGCGGGUAAGUGAGAUAUCUACCUACUGAGCAAAACCUUCGGUACAUUGUUCUUAAUACUUUGCAACGAUUACAAUGUGUGGAUUUGUGUAUAGAAGGCUAGCAUAUGCACAAGUUUUGCCAAAUAUUUAUAGGUGUGUUGUGCAAAAUUUAAGCAUUAAUCAUGUGGAUAUGUGUUUGAGUUUGUUGCCCACUAGCAUUAGAUCCUUCUCAACGAAAAGAAAGCAAGUUAACAAGGAUUACUUAUUUACUCUGUCAUACCUCAUAGAGUCAUGUAAGUUGUCUCCAGAAAAAGCAGAAUCUGCCUCCAAAAGAAUCAAGCUUCAAUCUGCUCAACAACCAGAUUCGGUCCUGACAAUUCUAAGACACCGUGGAUUUACAGCUGCCCAUAUAACCAAACUUGUUAGAAUGCGCCCUAGUCUGCUUUUAGCCAAUCCUGAGAGGUCAAUUUUGCCUAAAUUUGAGUUUUUUAAGUCUCUUGGGAUCACAGAUGCUGAGAUUGCGAGUGUUUGCUCUUCAAUUCCAGCUAUUUUGAGUCAUAGUUUGAAGAAUCUACUCAUUCCUAACUUUAAAUUCCUUAAAAGCGUGCUGCUCUCUGAUGAAAAUGUUAUUAGAGCUUUUAGGAAAAAAUCAUGGCUCUUUCAGCAAGAUUUGGCAAAGACUGCAUCUCCAAAACUUGCAGUCUUGAAAGAACUUGGCAUGCCCGAGCCUUUUAUUGCAUUGGUUUUAACAUGUUAUGCCUCUAUAGUCUUCCAAAAACAAGGGAAUUUUGACAAAAAUGUCAAGAAGGUAACUGAAAUGGGUUUUGAUCCUCGGAAAAGUGGGUUCAUCCAUGCAAUGCAGGUGUUUGCCUCAAUGAGCCCAUCAACUUUGGAACGGAAAUUUGACAUUUUCAGGGAGUGGGGGUGGUCUGAUGAGGACAUUAUGUUGGUGUUCAGAAAAUGCCCCAUUUGUAUGAGUGCCUCUGGAAGCAAAAUAAUGAACGCAAUGGAGUUUCUUGUGAACAAAAUGGGUUGGCAGCCCACAGAUAUUGCCUCGUAUCCCGACGUGCUCCUUAUGAAUUUGGAGAAGAGGGUCAUCCCAAGGUGUUUGGUUAUUAAGGUUCUGCAAUUGAAGGGGUUGGCGAAGAAAAACUUGAGCCUUAGAGCAUGUUUAAAACCUGUUGAGAAGCUGUUUUUGGAUAGGUUUGUUACAAAAUUCCUGGGCCAGGUUCCUGAACUGAUGAUUAUCUAUCAAAGGAACGAAGGCUUUCAAGCUCUCGAUAUGAAUCUCUUUGUUUCUUCUAGAAAACUGUAGCAUUUCAACUUUCCAAACCUAAAAGGAUUCUAUAAUCUCUAUUAGCUGGUCAUUAAAUUUCAGCAUUUUAACUCAUGAACAAUGUUGAAUCACUUAAGUUAGUUUUGCCGAGUAACACUGUUUUCUGUCACUUUGCAAUUUGCAUUUGAUUGUAUGCUUUAUAUUCAUAUUUAGAAUGUGGUAAACUUUUUAGCAAAUUUUUGUAUGGUUAGUAGACGCAGACCUGAAUCUCUAUUAUGUGGUUUUGAUUUA